AUGAGAAACAUUAUUAUUUCAGAUUUUGAUGAAACAAUUACAAGAGAUGAUACCAUCGACGUUAUUGCUAAAUUGCCGUAUCUUUUACACCCAGAUUUGAAACCUGAGUGGCGUUACUUUAUCAAAACUUAUAUGGAGGGAUGCCGGGAAUACAAAUAUAAUGGAACAAGAUCAUUACCAUUGUUAUCUCCGAGUCUACCUAAAAUUAUUUCGCAAUGUAAUUUUGGUGAGAUAUUUAAAGAUGAAAUUAAAUACCAAAACCAUAACAGGAUUAUAGAGUUAAAUAGUGUAAAUGAAAUCACAAAACAAGAGAUAUUUAAAUCAAUCACCUUAGAACAAAUGAAAAAGUUUGCUAGAGAUCAAAACCACGGUAAUUGCUUGUUAAGAAAUGGUUUCAAUCGGUUUUGUUCUUCGGUCAUCAAAAAUUUUGAAGACGAUUUUUACAUUUUAUCUAUUAAUUGGUCAAGAGAAUUCAUCUAUGAAAUCAUUGGUAACAGUAGACUCAACCGCGAUCAUAUCUUUUGUAACGGUCUAAAGAAAUUCACUGGUAAAUUUCCUCCGACUUAUAAUGGUGAGUUUGACUGCGGAUUAUUGACAGGCUCUGAUAAAGUUAAGAAACUGGAUGAAAUAUUAGCUAAAAGCGACACGGAUAGUAAUAAAGAAGACGAAACUCAUUGCUAUUGGUAUAUAGGGGAUAGUGAGACAGACUUGUUACCCAUAUUACACCCAUCUACUAACGGUAUAUUGCUUUUAGACCCGCAAGAAAAUCCUUCCAAGUUCUUGAAAAUAGCUGAGAAAACAAUUGGUAUCUCAAGUGACAUGAUAUCUGAUUUUCAAAUUGAUGAGAGUCUAGCUUGGUUAGAGUUUUGUGAAAAGGAAGGCGGUAAGUCUGCCUAUCUUGUGAAAUCUUGGGAUUCUAUAGGUGAUUUAAUCAUGCAGAAAACAGUAGGUACAUCAAUGAAAUUCUAA
This is a messenger RNA of Saccharomyces mikatae IFO 1815, 969 nucleotides long. RefSeq names its product Cto1p (gene CTO1). The record is from RefSeq and is a predicted model, not a curated record. The transcript has a single exon. Lineage: Eukaryota; Fungi; Ascomycota; Saccharomycetes; Saccharomycetales; Saccharomycetaceae. Bases 1 to 969 code for a protein of 322 amino acids.